AUGACUGUGAAACGGGUCAGCAGUUGUACUGCUGUUCGGAACGACAUGCCUCAUGCUGCUGAGCUGAUGAUAGCAUCAAAUCUCAUCAACAGCGUUGAAGACAACUUUGGCCGGAUGACGCUGUCUAUUGAUGACAUCACCAAGAGUGUUCCUUCAGGAUGCGUUCCACAACUUUCAUCGAGCGGUGUUGAUUGCAACAAAAAUCUUUGCUAUCACCUUAUGUAUCGGACGUUGGACGGCACAUGUAACAAUCUUGACCGACCCAUGCAAGGCCGUGAUUCCGGGCCGUACAUCAGGCAUUUCCCUCCACAGUACGAUGACGUGUAG
Molecule: messenger RNA, 327 nt
Organism: Cooperia oncophora
Lineage: Eukaryota; Metazoa; Nematoda; Chromadorea; Rhabditida; Trichostrongylidae
Source: the annotation of a GenBank genome assembly